GGUAACACGUGGUUUUCCAUCUUCUCCCUUUUAUCUCAUUCUCAUUCAUUCUCACGCACACUUUUCUUUCUCCUAUAUAUCCUUUUCCCCAUUCUCUCUUCCUUUUUUCGUUUCUCCCAAUCACUCUCUCUUUCAUCUCAACGCCAUCGCCAUUAAGGGUUUCAGGUUGAAAUAAGUGAUUUGUUAUAGUCAAAAUGUCAUCUCCAAGCAAGAGAAGAGAAAUGGAUGUAAUGAAAUUGAUGAUGAGUGAUUAUACAGUGGAGACAAUAAAUGAUGGACUCACUGAAUUCAAUGUGGAGUUUCAUGGUCCAAAAGAAAGCCUUUAUGAAGGUGGAGUCUGGAAAAUUCGUGUUGAACUUCCUGAUGCAUAUCCAUACAAAUCCCCUUCUAUCGGCUUUGUGAACAAAAUAUACCACCCGAAUGUUGAUGAGUUAUCUGGCUCUGUAUGCUUGGACGUCAUUAACCAAUCAUGGAGUCCAAUGUUCGAUCUUCUAAAUGUCUUUGAAGUUUUUCUUCCACAACUCUUGCUUUAUCCAAAUGCAUCAGAUCCUUUGAAUGGCGAUGCAGCAUCCUUAAUGAUGAAGGAUAAAAAGCUGUAUGACCAAAAGGUUAAAGAGUAUUGUGAGCGGUAUGCUAAGAAGGAACACAUUACCAACGGCACAGCUGAUGACGAGGAGAGUGAUGAGGAGGACAUCAGUGAAGCAGAAACUCAAUCCAGUGAUGAUGAAAUUCCUGGCCGUGCUGAUCUUUAAACACCUUAAAGGUCCAUGUGUAUUACCACACAUUUACUUGUUCAGUUAUAAUUAUAAGAUGUAGGAUUAUUAUAAUUUACUAUUUUUUUGUGCCCUUGAAAUAACUAUUAUUCCUGUGUAAUUUGUUACAAAGCUAUAAUGUCAUUAGGGCUUUAGACUUUUAAUUGUAAUUUGUAUAUUAAUAAUUAACAAAAAAAAUUUCUUUCCGAAUUUAAGGAAACCAGAAAUGUAAUAAUAGAUACAUGCUGAAGAUUUUAGCUGUUAUGUCUCAUAUAAUUAGCUAAAUAUAUGUUUUGCAA
Messenger RNA from Medicago truncatula (barrel medic), 1051 nucleotides. Its product is annotated as ubiquitin-conjugating enzyme E2-23 kDa. The transcript has 7 exons. The coding region runs from base 195 to 752 and encodes 185 amino acids. Lineage: Eukaryota; Viridiplantae; Streptophyta; Magnoliopsida; Fabales; Fabaceae. The record is from RefSeq and is a predicted model, not a curated record.